AUGCAAGUUCCAGUGGGCGGCGCUGUAGUUGCGCAGACGUCGCGCCUGCUUGCGAUUCCUGGAGAGAUCCGGAAUCGCAUCUACGAGUUGGCUAUUGAAGAUGCCAAUGCCUGGCAGGACGAAGACUUCGACCACAUUACGCAUUACUACCAGCGACAAAAUGCACUCCUGGACCAACGCAGGCGAAACGUCCCUCUUCUUCGCAAGACUUCCAGUGCCUCCCAGGACUGGUGCUCGCCCAAAAGACCCUAUCUUGGCCUCACUCAAGUCUGUCGACAGCUUCGAGCAGAGUUUCUGGGCCUGCACUCAAAUAUCCGGAUCUGUGUCGCUCUCGAGGCUACGGCGGAUUACUUGAACGAUGUUGUUGCUAUGCAGGCAAAUGAUCCAGAAUCAGCUGUGGGCUGCAUCGACGUUCGGAUCUCUUUCGUGUGGGAGUUGAGGGAGAUGGUCAAUAUCUCAGUCGAGCUGGAUGACGUCUACGGCUACCUCACCGACCGUGUACAUACAUACACAGAGCUGGAAUGGAUGUGGUGUUUGGUUGCUUAA
Molecule: messenger RNA, 546 nt
Organism: Boeremia exigua
Lineage: Eukaryota; Fungi; Ascomycota; Dothideomycetes; Pleosporales; Didymellaceae
Exons: 3
Coding region: 1-546 (181 amino acids)
Source: RefSeq, a predicted model, not a curated record